GAAUGCCAGAUGACUCAAUGUGGAAGGAACCCAUGAGGAAGUCUCCAUUUGCAACCAUCUUUGCAUUGAUCCAUUUCAGCAAGCUCUUUGGUGGGUCACUGCAGGAAGGGUGGCCGGGAGCAAGAAACCAAAGGAAAACUACUGUGAAGGAACCUGCCUCCAACCAUCGUGACCAAGUGACGCAAUUCUCUAUCAGCGGAGACAGUGUGCCACACACCUUCUAAUCUAAUACACAGAGACAAGCCACUAAGCUGGGUUCCUACCAGAAAACAUUUGAAGUUAACGCUUACAAAACAACUGGACAAAACCUAAUUUUCACAACAGCCUGAUGUCUUUAAAAAUAUGUCAUAAAGAUACACACACACACACACACACACACACACACACACACACACACACACCUAGAUUAAAGAAGGCAAAAGAAAUAAUGCGACUGAAUGGAGCAGCCUGCAUCAGUAAAAGAAAAGAGUAAAAAGAUCUUACUCUGUAGCCCUACCAACUGUCUUGGACUCACUAAGUAGACCAGACUGGCCUGUAACUCACAGAGAUCCACAUGCCUCUACCACUGGAGAGGUGAAAUUAAAGGAGUGCCAUCACAUCCAGCCAAAAAUAAAUCUUAAAGAAGAAAAAAAAAAAGUCAAGUCAUUAUGGGCUAUUGAUGUCAGCCAGUCCUAGGGAGCCGAGAUGUCCGAGAGCAAAAGGGAGGAAGAUCGCAGGAGGAACGCGUCAGUAAGUAAAGAAAGCAAAGAAACUUCCCAUAAGCGACAAAAUAAAGACGGAUCCUGGGACUCAUCACAAGUAAUGAAGAAGCCAAAGCAGAACCAACUUUCUGUGGUAACUGACUCCGAAGUGGCUUUGGUCAGUGCCUACCUUGAACAAAGACGAGGUAGGCGCCAUUCCCAGUUCCACCGCGUGAAUCAGAUCCAGCAAGACAGUGAUACCACCGAGUGUGACAGUGAGGAAUCCAAUUCUGGAGUGUCCUCAUGGAAGGAGAGCGAAAGUGAACACCAUCCAUUGCCCGCCACCAUCAAGAGGAGAAAGUCAGUGUCGAGGCCAAGGGAUCUGGAAAAUUAUCAAAUCAGAGAAAGGCCUUGCCUCCACUGCAAAGCCAUGAGAACCAAUGAAUGGCUGACCCGUCACUUCCCACCAAGUGCUUCAGUAAUGUCUCCCAUGAAGGGAGAGAUUCAAGAGGAGGAUUUGACACCUGGCAUCAACACAAAAUUAAGUAAAUUUUGAAUCUUGGCAUCCUUGCCUUACUUGAAGUCAAAAGAAGGAGAUGAAUAAAACAUGAAAACCAGAGUUGUAGGUGAGGAGACGUUUACAAUAAAGCCUCUUUGCUUACAACGAAAGUAUAAUUGGAACCCAAGAGGUCAGAUUUCAGGCAAAUUCAUUGUUCAAAACAAGGGCAGAGAAUUUGUCCAUGCCACCACAGGAACACGGAAGACUUGUAUCUUCCAUGAUCUUUUUUUUAAGUCAAAAGAGCCUCGGGCAGAUAGUCCAUACCCCGGGUGUAUGUGUUUUGUUUAUGUCAAUGAUACAAAUACAAAAGCUUUUUGAAAAUAUAUUUAUGUUGAGAAACCA
Molecule: messenger RNA, 1581 nt
Organism: Peromyscus leucopus (white-footed mouse)
Lineage: Eukaryota; Metazoa; Chordata; Mammalia; Rodentia; Cricetidae
Gene: Ssmem1
Product: serine rich single-pass membrane protein 1
Exons: 4
Coding region: 685-1236 (183 amino acids)
Source: RefSeq, a predicted model, not a curated record